Molecule: messenger RNA, 2398 nt
Organism: Schistosoma mattheei
Lineage: Eukaryota; Metazoa; Platyhelminthes; Trematoda; Strigeidida; Schistosomatidae
Source: the annotation of a GenBank genome assembly
UUUCUUGUCAGUUUGAUUCCUCUAAUGAUGCACUUUUUGGUGGUAAACUUCAAUUAUCAUUAUAUUUGUAUUUGUGUGUAAGCAUACUCUCAUGUAAUGGUACAUUUCAUAAACAAUCGAUGGAGUAAAAGGCAUCAUUUAAAGUGCAUAAGUAUUUAUAACAAUUAUGUAAUAGACGCGUAAUAUUGAAUAAUUUUAAGAUAAAUAUAUAUACAGUAAAAUAUUAUGAAUUCGAUCUCACUGUUUCAUCAUUAAAAGGAAGUCAUUAAAAUUAAGAGAAAUGUAUAAAGUAAACAUGGAACUAAGUUGUUCGUUUUUUAAUAUAUUCAUUAUUUUGCUUGUUUCUGUUGAUUAUACAAAAUGUAUGUCAAAUGUAAUAAGUGGCAAAAUACUUAUACCAGUAUCAUUUGGGGCUUAUGCUUCAUUGGAUUAUCCAUUCAUAGUAUUGUGGGGGGAACAUAUUUAUAGACCUUAUAAAAUACCAUUUUAUUAUGGUAAGUAUAACGAUAAAUAUAAUUACUACUAUUAUCCUAAUUAUAAUUCGCAAUCGGUGGUACCCACUGAAUACAGUUCAUCAUUAUCAUCAUAUGAGAAUUAUGGAGAUAAUCAUAAUAAUGAAAUAUUGGAAAGUGAACGACAGGCGGAAGAUUUAUAUUAUUAUGACAGAAAUACAAAUGAUAAAACUUCACCUACCAGUCAAAAAGAUGAUCGAAGUUAUAAAAAUGACGAUUAUCAGACAUCCUUUUAUGAUAAUAUUAAAUAUACCCAGCCAGAUUAUAACGCAGUUAAGAAAAAUAAAUCAAAUUCUAUGUAUAGUAAAUACAAUUACAAGAUGCCUGAAGUUACAAAUUCACAUAACAGGAAACGCUUACACAAAGAAUCGACAUACAAGUAUAAAACUAAUGUACAUAAACUAAAGAAAUUCGGAUAUAAUGAUCAAUACAAAGUAUCAAAGACAGUUUAUUCUAAUGAUAACCUUAGAAAAUAUCACAACAAUAACAGAAAAGUAAGCUAUCAAUCAAGUAAAUCUAAUGAUCACCAUCAUAUCGAUGAUCACUAUCAUGUCGAUGAUCACCAUCAUAUCGAUAAUCACCAUCAUAUCGAUAAUCAUCAUUAUAUCGAUGAUCACCAUCAUAUCAUUGAUCAACAUCAUGUCGAUAGUGAACAUCAUAUCGACAAUGAACAUCAUAUCGAUAAUCACUAUCAUAUCGAUGAUCACAUAAUUAGGUCUUUAAACAAGAAUAACGAUAAGUUUGCAACAAUGAAAUUGAAAUAUUAUGAUCAACUUAUUGAUUAUAUGAGUAAACCGGAUUAUGAUAAUAAAAAUUAUAAUAAAUUUAAUUAUAGAAAAUAUCAAAAUCCUAAACGUGUUUACAAGAAACCAAUGAUCAAUGGUCGAGAAAUGUUAAAUGAUGUUUAUGAAAAAGGAAAUUAAAGAAUGGCGAUAAAAAACUUCGAGAGGAAUACAGUAAUGAUCGAAAUGAUAAACCAAAACCUGACAGUGAAAAGAAUUAUAUUGAUAGAAAAACCAAUUAUGAUGAGGGGACAAAUAGAAAAGCCCAAAAAACAAAAUGGGUAAAUCAGAAAAGAAGAGGGAAGACAAUAAAAAAGAGGUUAAUAAAGAAGUAAAACAUCCAAGUGAAGAUGAUGUUAGUGUGAUUAAAGUUGUCAAUGAAUACGCAUAAACAUAGAGUGAUGAAUAUAAUAAUAAUGUAAUGAUAAUUUAAUCCUAAAUACAAUAAUUUAAUGUAAUAAUAAUAUGGUUGCCUUUUUAUAAUUCUGUUAUGAACUGUUGAUCAUUCAUUCUGAAAAUCAAAAUGAACUUCAAUGAAUAAAAGUUGGUAAAAUGAUUAAUCAGGUUUGCAAUAAAACUUAUUUCUCUUUCUUAAAAAAAAACUUUUGUACAGACUCAUUGUACUUAAGGGUUUAAUCUACUGAUUACGAUCAUUUCUAACGUCCGAUCAGUCGAGUUAUGCAAAGAGACAAGAGACCAAACUUGCGUAGCAAACUUUAUUGCCAAUAGCUAAAUAGUGUGCUUGUAGUUCAUACAAAUAUUUAGGUGAUCAAAAUGUUAUGGGAAAAAAAACAAUCUUUUAUAAGUGACAAUGGUUAAGUGAAUAAUUUAACAAUCAUAGCUUGAUCAUAUUUGGAUCUUAUUUACUGAGGAAAAUCUUAAGUCAUUAUGUGGUUUGUACAACUUGAUUUUGAAUGUAAUUCUUACAGAAAUUGUAAAUAGCUAAUUUUGCAAUACUUUUUAUCCAUAAACUUGUUUUAUUGGAAGUUGGAUUUCAGAGACGUUUGUGCCAAAAUCUAGCUACCUGUUUACUUUUAGAAAUUUAGAAUUAAAUAAAUUCAACUCUUGCAUAAUAUAUGUUAUUACUUCUGCUUUCAAAUAGGC